AUGUCGUACACAAGUAAAUCCGUUCAACAGCCGACAACUGCAGCCGUAGCCGAACCGGGCCCUGAUUGGCCAAUUGCGAAGAAAAUUUGGGGCUUGGCAUGGGAGCUACACUGGGUUGGGUUCGGUAUCUUGUUUGGCUUGGUGGCCGUUCAUUCCUUCGUUGCCAUAGUGAUGGUGAAUCAUAGGAGAGGAUUCGCUCGCAAGCCAUUGUUUGUGGCCAUAAACGUGAUGCUCCUUGUGCUCGGAUUAACCAGAUCCGUGUAUUUAUUGUUAGAUCCGUACGAAUCCAGAGAAAAUGGCGUGCAGGAUCCACAGUGGAUGACACUACUUCUCUUUGGAAUCGCUUUUCCAUGUCUAACUUCCUCGUUUUGUUUGAUACAUCUGACUUUUCUGGAGGUUACUAAGCUGAAAGUUGGUCCAAACAAGCUGCAGAAUGUGAAAUUUAUCUCUGUUGUCAUUGUCAUCCACUUCAUCAUUGUAUUGGUCGCAGAGACCUCCGCCUCCAUGAAGCCAGAACUGGACCCCCUGUUGAUCGUGUGCCAGUCUUUCUUCAUUCUCUGGGGCUUACUGCUUUCUGGUAGCUUCAUCUACAGCGGAUGCAAAGUUAUCAGGCGAGUGGAAAACGUUCACGAGCAACUGAAUUCGAUUGAGAAAAACGAGCGACUGCGAAACAAGAAAGUAAAGUCUGGCACAACUAAAGUGGCUAAGAUAACCAUUGGCACGAGCAUCCUGGGAAUUGCUGUUUGUGCGUUGAAUUUCUAUUCCUUGGUGGGCGUAUACGGUUUGUACAGCAAAGUCGUUCAUCCCUCUCCUUGGCCCUGGCUAGCUUUUCAAUCGGGCUUUCGCCUCGUUGAGCUUGCCAUGGCAGGCACGAUAGCCUACAGUGUGAUGCAAAGGGAAGGUGGAAACAAGAAAGACAACGCUGUGAGUGGGACCGAGGGAGUGAAUUUGUCCUCAAGAAUUAAGCCACAAUAGAAUGCAGUACUCUCAUUUGAGCGUAUACAGGGGCGUAACGAGGAUUUUUUCAAGGAGGGGGGGUCACACCGUGUAACAGGGGGUUCUCACCAGAUUGUCAUGUCGACCUUCACUCCGUGUUUUACUUAAAAAAGACUUUCAAAUGAGAGGGGGGGGGAGUGGGUCACGGAUACCCCAGGCCCCCCCUCCCCUACCUACGCCCUUGGGUCAUGAAUUCAAAUGGAAAAUGGUUUCCAAUCAUUAAUUGUUGCCCAAAAUGGGUUGUCCAAAUACUGCACCAAGUGAACCAUGUUGAAAUUCCACAUGAUAAACAUGACACGACACGACACGACAUGACAUGACAUUGUGAUAUUGCUUGGUGAGAAAUCAUGCAAUGCAAUAUAACUCGAAAUCACAAAACAUUGCAUCGAAAUAUAUCACUGAAAAUUUCUACUUUGGUACCUAAACUAAUGAAAUAAUGUGAGGAUAAACCGAGACUUCUACUGGUUUUUACAAGGCUGGCAAAGAAAAGAUGAACCGACACUGUACAAAGCUCACGUAGCUCUACUCCUGGAGUUAUGUUGUUUUUUACGUAAAUAGAAGCUACGCUCAGAAGACAAAGUAACUGCAUUGAACUCACGUUAGGAGGUUAAUCUUUUUCGGUAAGCAAUGACACUAGCAACAUUAGUUGAACUAUAUGCGUGUCCAACAACUGCAGGCAAACUGGUCAACCGAGACAGUAACUAAAAGCUAAGUAGAGGCAACGGGGAAGGCAGGCGACUAGUUUUUGCCCCUCCCACACGCUUUUUCGAUCAUCUCUUUAUAGGUUAGCACAGGUUAAUAAAACUACCACUAAAAACAAAUUAAAACUAACACAUUUCUGAGCUUUUUCGAAAGGGCACCCUGUAAUAGUUAAGUAAUCGCUUAAGGCCUUCAAUAAAAACAUUCUAGAACACUAAAGCUCUAGCUCUCUCUCUCUUACUCACUCAGUCCUUUGGGAUACCUUUCCACAACAGAAUUAUCUCUUUGUUCCAAAUGGAAAGUGGUUCAUUUAUUAGAAUAACAUCACGCAAGAAGAAAUGCGUGGGUUGAAUAUCUAAGAAAUGGAUUCCAUUCGCAUGAGAGGCACCUAAGAUCGAUCCGUAUCCGCUGACUGGACAUGCAGAUUGUGCUGUCAAUUUGAAGCGCAUGUUAGCGCUGACAUAAGCGAUCAUGUGUUGAGUAAAAAAUAUACCGAUUGCUAAAUUAAAACUGACUGUUGACUUGGAAAAAGAUAUUUUAUCUACAAAAUAUUUGUUCAUUGCUGAUAAUAAUUGUUCAUUGCUUUAUUUUCUCGUAUUGAAGUGUUGAAGUUGCUUCUCCUCCGUUGCAGCAUCGAUCAUUUCAGUAAGUUGCCCUUUCGUGUCUUCUUCCUCUGAAAAGCAUUUCUCUCCGGUCGUAAAGAAAAAACCCUGAAAUUCCCUCUCGUCUUUGCCUCCGCCUUCUAUAACCACAUCCCUUUUCUCACUGUCCUUCAAUACUGCCUUUUCUAUCGAGGAUUUUGUUGAGACUUCCGGUGAAAGCGACGUCGAAAUCAAUUUUGGGCUCUUAUGUUUGUCUGUGGAAACACUGAGUAACGGUCGUUUAAGUUAGCCCGCAAAGGCCGUCAAAAAUUACAUUAAGCAAAGCAAAUACAGAAUUCUAAGUCCACAACUAAGUAAAUUGUGCAUGUAAGCCACAACAAACUAAUUCAUCAGCUUAAUACAUUCAUACGAAUACAGGCUUAACACUGGAUUCUUCCGCUAAUAUUUCUAAUCUGCAUCAUCGAAGAGAAGUACAGGUAGGAUGGUUAAAAUAGCUCCUAUAUCACAUAUUAUGUAUUUAUUUUCCAUAAAAUUCUGAACCGAUCAUCGUUUGAGUGAGAGUAACACUUUAUAUGUACGAAACGAUUAAGAUUUUAACUCUAAACCCACACGAACGCUUUUGAAGUUGUUGAUUCUAGUAAAGCCUAGCUCGUGAAAGAGUUUCCUGUAGCUAAUUUCGUACUUUAGCCGAACGUGAGAUCAUUCGAAAUUGUUGUGGGUGGAAUCCCCACAGGGAAGCUGGCAACAUUCUUUGAGUCUUACUUUCCUGUCAGAUGUUAUAACUUUAUGCGCCUAGAGUCCAGAAAUCAUCUUUUACUUUAAGAUGUACAAAAGUAUGUCAUUUCAUAGAAUCUCAAAUAUUUUUCAGAAAUUACCAAAGAUUUAUCUUUUUAAGCAUAAUUUCGGCCAAUUAGUUUCUUUGCUCGAACUGUUGCCAUGGUUGCUAUUUCUUCAUAAUCUACUGGCCCCUCGUAAAAUACUAAACCUGCAGAGUCUUAGAUACGAAUGGAACAUUUGGUUAAGUUAUUGUGAGAUUCUGCUGUGUAGCAAUUAAGGAUUCCAGACUAUUCCGCUAGUACGUGAUGAGCCAUAUCAUUUUUGACACGAGAGUCAAUCAUCUUAUUUGACACAAUUUAGUCGUGUACUUUAAACGCAAAAUAUGUCAACCAGCGUACCUUACGAAGAAGAACCUUCCAUUAAAUUUCUGUUGGAAGAAUAGCUUUUGACUCCUCGUCUUAAUUUUAAGACGCAAUUCAAAACUGAGCGGUCAUAAUUUGACGAAAGUUUCAUUUACUAAAUUACAUUUGACAUGGCACCUGUUCCGAGAAAUUUGACUUUUUGAAUAUCGUAUGUGGUAAUGAGUUUUUGCUAGAAAAUGACUCUUUCUACGAUUUGAAAUCACACUGUGACUUGAGAGAUAAGAUUUAACUUAAUUGAAAUGUUUCAGCAUCGUUUAAAAUAAACAUGAACAAGGUUUCAAGCCAUCAGAAGUGCAACUGCUGCUGCUGUUUUGGCUUGUUCAGAGGUAUAUUGGAAAAGUCGUUUCAGGAAAAUUCUACAACAGUUAAGAAUUUUUUAAGUAGUUUCUUAGCUUUGUUAUUGCAUGUGAUUGUAACAUGCAAUGCGAAAAUUAAUGAUUGUAACUCUCCCACUGAAAAACGUUAUAUUGCAUGACAGUCAAGUGAGACGUGAGGCGAAUUGAUUAAGCAGGGAACAAAGUUGAUAGGUAAUGGGGCGAAGACAGUGGGUCAAUAUCAAAAUAAAUGUCGUGUCUUUUUGUUUUUGCAUAACAAAGACUGAAGUCUUGAAAAUCUAGUUAGCUGGUUCAUUGUCACCUCUUUUCCUUGUUUCCCCGCCCUAAAUUGUUAAAGUAAUAAUGCAUUUUCUUGGAAGAGAUAUCCUACAUAGGCCGUGAAAUAUUCAAUUGAAAUGCGAAACCAUUUGUCUUUAUGCUUUAUUCAUGGCCUACAUCCCAUGAUGCUUCAUCCCAUCAAAAUCCCGGUGGGGAAGAAAUGUGAUUAAAAUAGGAACUGACUCACCUGGUAAAUGAUAUCAUUAACCUAAAUAACAACCACUCUGUCAGCUGGUUUCUCUUUGGAAACGUCAGAGUCGCAGAACUUUGAUGGUUGGUAAGUGUAGAGGAGAACUCAGACAGUUUCUGUAUUCUUCGGAUUCAUUUGCUCAUAGACGGCGGUUCUUGUGGGGACAAAAUUGCACUUGAGGUAAAUGGAAAAAAAUUUUUCUGAUUAGACUCACCUUUCCUGUAAUCCUCCGAAUUACGGUGGAAAAAUUGAGAAAAACUUCUUGUUCACAGUUGAGGCAAAUCAGCUCUCACUGCAGUGUACAAACGGCUGAGAGCAGCCAGCAAGAGGUUCAAGGUUUGCCAUUUGCUGUUACCAUGAACAUCAUGCUAAACUUUGCUAUUGGUCAUUUUUUGAGCCUCUGAAAAACUUUUUAAGAUAAAGAAAGAUAGGCAUUUCUAGAACAUGAAGGAAAGAGGAUAGGUAAGCGUAACUAAGAUUACAACGAAGUGCAAUUGAGAAAAGCUCUUUAAAGAUGCGAGUUCUUUGCCGAGAGAAAAUCACGGAUCUUCACCCAAAAUCUGCAAUUUUUUACUUUGACUUAUUAGAAUGCUGACUGAAAACAUAGCUUUUCUGUAACAUGAGUCUAAUUCGUGUUAAAAGAUAUUAGUAUUUCUUUGAUGCAGCGUCAAGAUCGGCAUGAUUCAUGCAGUAUGAAAUACUGCUCUGAAUCAAUUAAAAAUCUUUCUUCUUAAGGAACCGUUUCUCGAAGAUCAUGCUGGGGAAGUAUCCGGACGUUAUUUUGCUUAGAUAAAAUGCCGUGAAAAUUGGAUGACGAAUUUUUUUCACCUGCUUGUGGCUGAAGAUAUCCGCCUUUUGAAAACGCUGCAUCAUGCUCUCUUAACAAUUGAGGAACCAACGUCAUGCGGUUUGGGCAAACACUUGAAGUUUGUCCGAUUUGCGAGUACUCAAUCUUUUUUAUCCCCGCAGAAUUCUUUUUCUGUAUUGGUAUUACUGUCCUAUUUUGGUGUUUUUCUACCCAAUCAAACAAGAAUUUUCCGACUGGCUUCACGUUGAAGAUAAUGCCAAUCAGCACCUUACAGCAACAACUCUUAAUGCUGUGAAGAAGCAGGAAAUCAUUUCUAGACGCCCAAACUGUGCUACUUUUAGACACUUCCUUGCGUCCGUUAUAUUUGAAAUUUCUGCAAGUUCACGCAAAAAUACUUGCUAUCCCAACUGCCCUUGAGUCAGUUACGAUUUUUAAUUACGAUAUAUUAGACGAUAUAUUAGAUUCUGGUUUAUUUUUUUUCGGUUUGAGUGGACUCCUUCAAAGUUCAAUAAAAAAUAAUAUAUUCUCUUAGGUGAUGUCAAAUUCCACAGUAACAAACAAUCCCAGAAAGUUGCCCACGGAAGCCUUGCCUGAACCGGGUCCUGAUUGGCCAGUUGCGCGGGAAAUUUGGGGUCAGGCAUGGGAACUACACUGGAUUGGGUUUGGAAUCCUAUUUGGCCUCCUCGCCAUUCAUGCAUUUAUUGCUGUAGCCUUCGCUAACCGCAGAAAAGGAUUUGGCUCAAAGCCUUUGUUCCUUGCCAUCAACCUGUUGCUGUUCGGUCUGGGAUCUACUAGAUCUGCGUAUCUGUUGUUAGAUCCUUACGAGUCGAGACAAAAUGGUAUCGAAGAUCCAAAAUGGCUGACACUACUUCUUUUUGGAGUUGCUUACCCUUGCCUAACAUCAGCAUUUUCUCUAAUUCAUCUGGCUUUUCUUGAAGUCACUAAAAUGCAGAUCGUCCCAAACAAGUUGCAGAAUGUGAAAUUUUUAUCUGCUGUCAUUGUUCUACAUUUUAUCAUUGUCUUCACCGCAGAGACAUCAGCGUCCAUAAAACCGGAACUGGAUCCUCUCCUGAUCGUGUGCCAAUCAUUCUUCAUUAUCUGGGGUUUGUUUCUAUCCGGUAGCUUCAUCUAUAGUGGAUGCCGAGUCAUGAACAGCGUAGAGAAUGUUCAGCGGCAACUUAUUGCCAUGGAGAGAAGUGUACGUCCUUCAUUGAAUACGACAAGCAAGGCCAGCACAACAAAAGUGGCUAAGAUUACACUUGGUACCAGUUUCCUAGGCCUUGCAGUGUGUGGGCUGCAGUUCUAUUCUAUGUUAGGUGUUUACAGUAUGUACAGCAAAGUCGUCCAUCCUUCUCCCUGGCCGUGGCUGGCUUUUCAGUCGAGCUUUCGCUUGGUAGAGCUUGCCAUGGCAGGUACGAUAGCUUACAGUGCAAUGCAAACAGAAAGAGGGAAAACAAGGAUCAACAAUUGGGCUGAGCGACGAGUUAUAUCGACGGCAAUGACAAAACCAUCGCUUGUCCCAGUGGAGCUCGCCGCUACCAACGCAGUAGCUGCUGUUUAA
Molecule: messenger RNA, 6708 nt
Organism: Pocillopora meandrina
Lineage: Eukaryota; Metazoa; Cnidaria; Anthozoa; Scleractinia; Pocilloporidae
Source: the annotation of a GenBank genome assembly